This is a messenger RNA of Pogona vitticeps (central bearded dragon), 4788 nucleotides long. The record is from RefSeq and is a predicted model, not a curated record. NCBI's taxonomy places the organism in Eukaryota, Metazoa, Chordata, Lepidosauria, Squamata, Agamidae.
CAGUUAUGUUGUUGCCUGUGCUCACCUUGAUCACUGGAGACCUGAGAACAUAGCUGAAGCUGCUACUUCGUAUGCAAAGGCUGAGGGAGCAGACCUUGAACCUUGAGGUGGGUCGUUAAGUCUAAGAUGUCCUUGAGCAGUGGAGCUUCCGGAGGGAAAGGAGUGGAUGCAAACCCAGUUGAGACGUAUGAUAGUGGGGAUGAAUGGGACAUUGGAGUAGGGAAUCUCAUCAUUGACCUGGACGCGGAUUUGGAAAAGGACCAACAGAAAUUGGAAAUGUCAGGCUCCAAGGAAGUGGGGCUACCUGCACCCAAUGCUGUGGCGACACUGCCAGAGAACAUCAAGUUUGUGACUCCAGUGCCAGGUCCACAAAGCAAGGAAGGCAAAUCCAAAUCCAAACGGAAUAAGAGUAGCAAGGACAGUGGCAAGGCUGCCCCAGGAUCUGCUUUGUUCACUCCAAGUGAAGGGACCAGUGGCAAGAAGGAGAUUCAGGGGCGCCCUGGAGAUGGCAUGAACACUGGUGGCUUGGUAGCUGCCAUUGCCCCGAAGGGCUCUGAGAAAUCAGCCAAGGCUUCUCGUAGCGUGGCCAACUCAAAGAAGGAGAAAGAGGGAAGUUCGUCCAAGAAUAAGAAGGAAAGGAGUGAAGGUGCAGGUGCUGCACCAGAAAAAGAACCCAGUGUACUUCAGCCUCUUGCUUUGGCUGUCAGGGUUGGGCAGUAUGAUGGCGGCCAAGGAUCAGAGCCUGCUGUGGCGGUUGCAGCUGCUGAGCAGCUUGGAAGUAUAGCUAUUGACACGGGAUCUGCACUUAAUCCUUUGGGAGUUAAAUCGGAGCUGGAAGAUGGUGACAGUGAAUGUCGACAGCUCAAAAAGGUCAAAUCGGAGAAGAUGGAGUCUCCAGUGUCCACCCCUGCAGUGCUACCGUUGCAUCUUCUUGUCCCUGUUGUCAACAGUGAUAUAUCAUCACCAUGUGAGCAGAUAAUGGUACGCACUCGCUCUGUAGGGGUGAACACAUGUGAUGUGGCACUGGCUACUGAGCCAGAGUGCUUGGGCCCCUGUGAACCUGGCACCAGCGUCAAUCUGGAGGGCAUCGUGUGGCAGGAGACAGAAGACGGUAUGUUGGUGGUGAACGUCACCUGGAGGAAUAAGACUUAUGUGGGGACAUUGCUGGACUGCACUCAACAUGAUUGGGCACCACCCAGAUUCUGUGACUCUCCCACCAGUGACCUGGAGAUGCGAAAUGGUCGAGGAAGGGGCAAGCGCAUGCGCCCCAAUAACAACCCACCUAUGAACGAAAGCACAGCUGCUUCAGAGAGCAAAGGGACCAGCAAUAGUAGCAAGACUCGGGCAGGAGCCAACAGCAAGGGGCGCCGAGGCAGCCAGAACUCUUCAGAGCACCGCCUCCCGCCCAGCGGCACGCCCGAGGAUGUCAAGGCCAGCCCUUCCUCUGUGACCAAGCGAAAGAGCAAACCCCUCUCUGACUUGGAAGUGAAUUCCAGCUCCGAGGACUCCAAGGGGAGUAAGCGAGUGCGCACAAACUCCAUGGGCUCAGCUGCUGCACCGAUGGUGGCGGCGGCGGCGGCAGCUGCCGCAGCUGUGGCUUCAACUACGGUCAAGGUGGAGCCUGCCAUUCUGGAUAGAAACUGCCCGUCCCCCAUCCUCAUUGAUUGCCCCCAUCCCAACUGUAGCAAAAAGUACAAGCACAUCAAUGGGCUCAAGUACCACCAGGCCCACGCACACACAGAUGAUGACAGCAAGCCUGAGGCUGAUGGGGAUAGCGAGUAUGGAGAGGAAUCGUCCCUUCCUGCUGACCUGGGCAGCUGCAACGGUGCCUCUGGUAGCCAGAAGGGCUCUCUGUCUCCAGCUCGAUCAACCACUCCCAAAGUGCGGCUGAUAGAACCCCACAGCCCUUCAUCAUCCAGCAAAUUCAACACUAAGGCUCCUUGCAAGAAGAAACUAGGUGGUGAGGGAGAUCCUGAUUCCGGGGCUCUUUCCAAUGAUGGCUCUGAGGACGGUCCUUCAGUCGCUGACGAAACAAGCAAUGAUGGCUUUGACUCGAUAGAAAAGAGGGGCAGCGACAAAGAAAAAUCAAAAAAGCCCCUCAGCGUCAAGCCGGAGAAGGUAUCUUCAAAGAGCAUCAAGUCUGCCCGUCCUAUUGCCCCGGCCAUUCCUCCUCAGAUCUACACCUUCCAAGCGGCCACGUUUACUGCCACAAGCCCUGUCUCCUCGACAGGGCUCACCACCACCGUUGUGCAGGCCAUGCCCAACAGCCCCCAGCUGAAGCCCAUCCAACCCAAACCAACGGUCAUGGGAGAACCUUUCACCGUCAGCCCAACACUUACUCCUGUCAAGGACAAGAAGAAGAAAGACAAGAAGAAGAAAGAGUCAAAGGAGAUCGAGAGCCCCUUGACGCCUGGGAAAGUGUGUCGAGCCGAGGAGGGCAAGAGCCCAUUCCGAGGAGAACCCCCUGAUCUUGGGGCUAAAGGGGAGAGCCUUCUGAAUGGCUCCACUGACCCUCACCAGAGCCGUCUUGCCAGCAUCAAGGCUGAGGCGGACAAGAUCUAUAGUUUUACCGAUAAUGCCCCAAGCCCGUCUAUUGGAGGGGCCAGCCGACUAGAUAGCGCUGCAGCACCCACGCAGCCCAUGACUCCACUUCAUGUGGUUACUCACAAUGGUGCUGAAGCUAGUUCUGCCAAAACAAAUAGCCCGGCCUAUUCUGACAUCUCAGAUGCAGGGGAGGAUGGGGAGGCUAAGCUGGAGAGCAUGAAGGUGAGGGAUCCUGAGCAGCUUGCCAAGGAAGGGGCCAAAAAAGCCCUCUUCCCAUCUCAGCCUCAAAACAAGGAGUCUCCUUAUUACCAGGGCUUUGAAGCUUACUACUCACCCGGUUAUGCACAGUCAAGUCCAGGGCCUAUUAAUCCCAACAGCCAAACUGCCAUGGAUGGCCAGGCCUUGAAACUGAAGAAGGAUGAGGAGCCCCCAAGCCCAGAGGUGAAGGUGAAGAAUGAAGCUUGUGAGGAAAAGAAGCCGGAGUUGGGCCCCUCCAGUCAGCAGCCUUCUGUCAUCCAACAGAGAUCUAAUAUGUACAUGCAGUCGCUUUACUAUAACCAGUAUGCCUAUGUGCCUCCUUAUGGCUAUAGUGAGCAAGGGUACCAUGCUCACUUGCUGAGCACAAACCCCACCUAUAGGCAGCAGUAUGAAGACCAGCAGAAGCAGCGACAGAGCCUGGAACAGCAGCAACAGCAGCAGCGUGGGAUGGACAAGAAGGUGGAGCUGGGGCUGAAAGAGAGGGAGGUAGCCCUCAAGGAGGAAUGGAAGCCGAAGCAAUCUCUUCCUCCCACUCUAACCAAAGCACCCAGUCUGACUGACCUGGUUAAAUCCGGACUGAAUAAGGCCAAGGAUCAAGGGGGUGAUGUGGCCAAGUCCGUCAUUAUUCCCAAACUGGAGGAUUCCCUAAAGCUGCAAAGCCAGACGGCAGAAGGCCUCAAGGGAAAGCUAAGCGACAGCCACCUCAGCAAGGAGACCACAGAGUCAAAGAUUGCCUUGGACUGUGGCCGCCAGACAGAAGUAGACCCAGUGCUCUGGUACAGACAGGAAGCCGAGCCCCGUAUGUGGACCUAUGUUUACCCCGCUAAGUACUCCGACAUCAAGACAGAGGAUGAGCGGUGGAAGGAAGAGAGGGAUCGGAAGUUAAAGGAGGAGAGAAGUCGCAGCAAAGAGCCCAUUGCUAAGGAGGAUGGGAAAGAAAGCACAAGCUCUGACUGUAAAAUGCCCUCCAGUGAGGAGUCGCGCCUAGUGGGGAAGGAGGCCAGGCCCAGCACACACGUGCCCGUGUCCUCGCCCCUCAGCCAGCACCAGUCGUAUAUCCCGUACAUGCAUGGCUACUCCUACAGCCAGUCAUAUGACCCCAACCACCCCAGUUACCGUGGCAUGCCCACUGUCAUGAUGCAGAACUACCCAGGUUCCUACUUGCCCUCCAGCUACUCCUUCUCUCCGUAUGGCAGCAAAUCCUCCGGGAGCGAGGAGAGUGAGAAGUCCCGAGCGAGCCCCAGCAUUGGCUGCAAAUCCAGCUCUGAAUCCAAGGCCUUGGACAUCCUUCAGCAGCACGCCAGCCACUAUAAGAGCAAGUCUCCAACGAUAGGCGAGAAGGCCUCUCAGGAGCGCAGUGGCUGUGGGGUGGGAGGCAGCAGUGCGGGCUGCAGCGGUGUAGGGGGAGCCGGUGGUGCUGAGAGAAGCGUUGACCGGCCACGCUCCUCUCCUUCACAGCGUCUGAUGUCUACACAUCACCAUCACCACCACCUGGGCUAUUCAUUGUUACCGGCCCAGUACAACCUGCCCUAUGCAACAGGUCUUUCAUCUACAGCCAUUGUUGCCACUCAGCAAGGCUCUGCUCCUUCCCUAUAUCCCCCACCCCGGAGGUGAAAAUGGACAUGAUGCGAUUGGAUAACCUAGGCUAUACUAUACUAAGCCAUGUGACUGGCUCACAUGAGGAAGUGCUGGAAAUUGCGUAAGACAUCAGUUGAAUGGUGUUGAUUGUUCUGCCUGAUGGUCCUGCCGUAAAGCGAGGCAGGCUCCUGCCUCCUCCCCAUUGAACACAAGCUGAGCCCCGUAUGUGUGAGUUGUGGAGCUGGGACUUGCAGAAAUAUUUAUUCACCUGACUUGGGGUUGACUGGCCAAUUUCCAGAAUUCCUCUGGAGUAGGGACUCCGUGGGCCAAGCAGUGUGGCAUUGCUGGACACUUGGAAUCAUGGGAAGGGAGGCCAUGUGAGCCCCCGGAUUCCAUUUGCAGCUCUUC